GCUUCAGUUUCAGUUAUCGAAUUUACCAUUCAGCUCUUCCCACUUUUUGUGGUCUUUGUUUCUCUCUCUCUCUCUGUUCUUCUUCUAGUAAUACAAUCCCCUUCAAAAUCCGUCAAAUCUUCUUCCUUUAUUCCAUUCUUUCAUUUCCCUUUCUCUUACCCCACCUUGUUUAUGGUCUCUUAUUGUAAAAAACUAUGAAUGAGUAGGUAAUGCAUAGCAACAAGAUCACACUUUUUGACAACUACAAAGAAGAAGAACAAGAAGGAAAAAAGUUUCCUUUUUUAUUUUUGUGGCAUUAAGAGGAGAGUGAUUUGGUCGUUGCAAUGAGUAGAAAGAAAAGGGGACUUUUGUUCAACAUAGAAGAAGUUGCAGUGGACUUCUUCUUCAACCAUCUCUUGAAGGAGAAGCCAUCAAUUCCAUUCUUCAUUCCUCUGCUUUUGGUUGCUUGGGCUAUUGAGAAAUGGAUGUUCUCUUUCUCCACCUGGGUUCCCAUUCUUCUUGUUGUGUGGAUAGCUAUACAGUAUGGUAGGUAUCAACGGAAACUACUUGUUGAGGACUUGGAUAAGAAAUGGCAACGAAUCAUACUGAACACAUCGCCGAUCACUCCGUUGGAGCAUUGCGAGUGGCUGAAUAAGCUCUUGACUGAAAUCUGGUCCAGCCAUUAUAACCCAAAGCUUUCGAUAAGGUUAUCGGCGAUAGUUGAGAAACGUUUAAAGCUCCGGAAGCCAAGACUUAUAGAAAGAGUCGAGCUGCAGGAGUUUUCAUUGGGUUCAUGCCCUCCUAGUGUGGGUCUUCAAGGGAUGCGAUGGUCAACUAUCGGUGAUCAGCGAGUCCUACAACUGGGUUUGGAUUGGGACACAAAUGAAAUGAGCAUUUUGAUGCUUGCGAAGCUUGCAAAGCCAUUGAUCGGAACAGCUCGGAUUGUGAUUAAUAGUCUUCAUAUCAAGGGUGAUCUUCUAUUUACACCAAUCCUGGAUGGAAAAGCACUUUUGUAUUCAUUUGUAUCAACUCCUGAGGUGAGAAUAGGAAUCGCCUUUGGAAGCGGUGGAAGCCAGUCACUUCCUGCCACUGAAUGGCCCGGUGUUUCUUCUUGGCUGGAAAAGCUUUUUACUGACACCUUGGUUAAGACCAUGGUGGAACCUCGGCGCCGCUGUUUUACUUUGCCUGCUGUUGAUUUGAGGAAGAAGGCUGUUGGUGGCAUUAUAUAUAUUAGAGUGAUUGCGGCUAGUAAACUUUCAAGGAGUUGCUUCAAGGGGGGAUCUAGGAGGCCUCAAAAUGGUACAACCAAUAGUUUCUCGGUGGACAGUUUUGAUGACAAGGACCUACAAACAUUUGUCGAGGUAGAAGUUGGGGACUUAAUCAGGAGAACAGAUGUCAGACUUGGAUCAACCCCUCGAUGGGAUGCACCAUUUAAUAUGGUUUUACAUGAUAACACUGGAAACCUUCGUUUCAAUCUUUAUGAGUCUCAUCCCAACAAUAUCAAGUGUGACUACCUAGCAAGUUGUGAAAUCAAGAUGAGGCAUGUUGAAGAUGAUUCAACGAUAUUCUGGGCAAUAGGACCCGAUUCUGGGGUCAUAGCAAAGCAAGCACAAUUUUGUGGAGAUGAAGUUGAAAUGAUGGUCCCAUUUGAGGGGGCUAACCCCGGGGAGUUGAAGGUCAGCAUUGUAGUAAAAGAGUGGCAAUAUUCCGAUGGUACGCAUAGCUUGAACAGUCUCCGGUCGAGUUCUCAGUCAUCAGUUAGUGGAUCAUCAAAUAUUCAGUUAAGAACUGGAAGGAAACUUAACAUAACUGUUAUGGAAGGAAAGGAUCUCGCUGCAAAAGAUAAAUCUGGAAAGUUUGAUCCAUAUGUUAAACUUCAGUAUGGAAAGACUGUCCUGAAAACGAAGACUGCCCAUGGUUCGAAUCCUGUAUGGAACCAGACGUUUGAAUUCGAUGAGGUUAGUGGCGGUGACUACUUAAAAGUAAAAGGCUUCAGUGAAGAAAUUUUCGGAGACGAAAACAUUGGUAGUGCAAAUGUAAAUUUGGAAGGGCUGGUAGAUGGAACAGUCAGGGAUGUAUGGAUACCUCUAGAAAGAGUGCGUUCUGGAGAAUUAAGACUUCAAAUACAAGCAGUCAGGCUCGACGACCAAGAAGGAUCAAAUUCAAGGGGAUCAGCUCCAGGCCCGGCCAACGGUUGGAUAGAACUUGUUCUGAUUGAGGGAAGGGAUCUUGUUGCCGCUGAUCUACGAGGCACAAGUGAUCCAUUUGUGAGGGUGCAAUAUGGAAACAUAAAGAAAAAGACGAAGGUUAUAUACAAAACUCUUAACCCUCAGUGGAACCAGACCUUAGAGUUCCUCGAUGAUGGUAGUCCCCUUGUACUCUAUGUGAAGGACCACAAUGCAUUGUUGGCCGCAUCAAGCAUAGGUGAAUGUGUCGUCGAAUAUCAAAUGCUGCCUCCAAAUGAAACUGCCGACAAGUGGAUACCCCUCCAAGGUGUGAAAAGGGGAGAGAUUCACAUCCAAAUUACUAGAAAAGUUCCGGAGUUGCAAAAGAGAAAUAGUAUAGAUUCUGAACCUUCCUUGAGCAAAUUACACCAAAUUCCGAACCAGAUUAAACAGAUGAUGAUCAAGUUCCGGUCUUUAAUAGAGGAUGGAAACCUCGACGGGCUAUCAGAAGCUUUGAGUGAGCUAGAAACUUUAGAGGAUACACAAGAAGGUUACAUAGUCCAAUUGGAAACUGAGCAAAUGAUGCUUCUCAGCAAAAUAAGGGAGCUAGGUCAAGAGAUGAUUAAUUCUUCUCCUUCAAUGAGUCGAAGAUCUUCUGGAAGUGGAAGCUGACCCUUGUCUUCCUUCUACUUUGUAGUUGAAGUUAAUAUAUACUUUCCCAUGCUCAACUUUGCUUAUGGGAAAAAGAAGGACCAUCAUGGAAAGAUUUUGUACAUGUUUUCUAAUUUUCUUAGCACGCAAGUCAUCUUAUAGUAUCACAUUAUAGCUUGUAUAUGGUUAAUUUGAUUAAUUUUUGUAUUGGUAUGCAUAAUGUUGGGAAUCAGGUGCUGCAUUCAAUACAGAAAGGACUAUUAUAGUUUUUCUUCAUAGGGUUUAGGCCAGUAGAAAUCCUUAGAGAUUCAUGGGUUUGGACAACCAGAAAAUUAGUUUUGUUUCUAUUGUAGGAAUGUAAGGGUUGUGUAGUCUUUUCACAAGACAUGAUUUUAUAGGAUGUGAAGGUUAGUUGUGGAAUUGUUACCAUUAUAUAGUUGACAUGAGUGGUGUUUAUGUAAACUUACACUGGUGACAUAUAAUAUAUAUAGUUCCACUCUUGUUUAUUUUUCUUUGCA
Messenger RNA from Arachis stenosperma, 3313 nucleotides. RefSeq names its product synaptotagmin-5. Lineage: Eukaryota; Viridiplantae; Streptophyta; Magnoliopsida; Fabales; Fabaceae. The coding region runs from base 324 to 2816 and encodes 830 amino acids. Gene Ontology annotation, molecular function: lipid binding. The record is from RefSeq and is a predicted model, not a curated record. The transcript has 14 exons.